This is a messenger RNA of Rhopilema esculentum, 2708 nucleotides long. RefSeq lists its product as uncharacterized. The record is from RefSeq and is a predicted model, not a curated record. Lineage: Eukaryota; Metazoa; Cnidaria; Scyphozoa; Rhizostomeae; Rhizostomatidae.
GUUUCCAUAAGUAUAAAAAGAUGAAGUCAAUCCAUAUUCGACUGAGGUGUGCUGCCGGGAAGGAGUGAGCACAGAGGAGCAGUCCAGUGGUUUGCAGAAGGAAGAGAAAUGGCCCUUUCAAUUGGUUCCAUGUUUUUGUUAGGGCUGGCGUGGUCAGUCGCAAUGGGCCACGCAAAAGAAGUGAACAUUGCACUAAACAUGCAUGCGAAACAAUCAUCGACAUACUCCUACGCUUACGCACAGUAUGCAGUUGAUGGAAACAGGAAUCCGCAGUUUACAGGUAGAUCAUGCUCUAUGACUGGGUAUCAAAAACAUGCUUGGUGGAGAGUAGAUCUUGGUUGUGAGGCGCGAGUUGCCAUGGUGCGCAUAACAAACAGAGGGACCAGCUAUGGCAGCAGGCUAUCGAAUUUUGAUAUACGUGUCAGCAACUAUGAUGGAACACCAACUGGCUCUCGAGUAUGUCGGCGAUAUUAUGGUACUAUGAAUCAAGGAUCAACAACUGAAGUGAAAUGUAGGCGGCCAAGGGUUGGACGAUAUGUUUACAUCAUGUUGAGAGGAACGAAUUAUCUCACACUCUGCGAAGUAGAGGUUUUUUCAAGAAUACCUAAGCGAGAAAUCACUGGAAAUCUUGCGUUAUUCAAGCCCACUUCACAGUCAUCAACAUACAGUGGUUACGACUCCGCACGUGCUGUUGAUGGAAACAGAAACCCAUUGGCGAGCCAGUAUUCCUGUUCUAUGACUGGCUACAACUUGAACCCGUGGUGGAGAGUUGAUCUUAGACAAACGGUCGUUGUUCGCAUGGUCAGAAUCACCAAUCGAAGGGCUAGCUAUGGAUUAGCUGAUUUCACUGUUUUGGUUGGUAGCGAAGAUAGAAAUCCAAGUGGCAACGAACGCUGUAUUUUCUACUACGGCGCGGCACCGUUGGGUUCUACAUUUGAGUUGCGGUGCACUAAUGAAGUAGAGGGCAGAUACGUGUACAUAAUGGAAAAUAAAAAGACCUAUUUGUCCAUCUGUGAAGUGGAGGUGUUCUCUGUAAUACCAAAUAACACGAAUGGUAACUUGGCAUUGUACAAAGAUGCAAUGCAGUCUAAGAGGUAUUCCAGCGGCUAUGCAGCACAUGCAACAGAUGGCAAUUUGAAUACCAUUUCUGGGGGCUUUACUUGCUCUAUUAGUGCUUAUCAGCAGCAUCCAUGGUGGAGUGUAGAUCUUGGCGCAGUCGAACAAGUUUCGAUGGUCAGAAUAUCGAACAAAGCUUACUACAGGAAAUUGCAAAACUUUGAUAUCAGAGUGAGCAACAAAUGUGGUACUCCUACUGGUUCACAGCUAUGUUUUGAGCAGUUUGGCAUGUUUCCAAAUGGUGCUACAGUUGAUUACAAUUGUGACGAAACCCUUCGUGGUCGUUAUGUUUAUGUACUGGCUAGAAGCAAGACGUAUUUGGAACUCUGUGAAGUUCAGGUGUUCUCAAAACCACCUGUUGAAGGUCCAUACACCAACUUAGCAAGGUACAAAAACACAAAGCAAUCAUCUACGUAUUCCACUGGAUAUGCAGCGCGUGCUGUUGAUGGGAACAGAAAUCCAGCUUGGAGCGCUGGGUCAUGCUCCAUAACUGGCCACCAAAAUCAUGCGUGGUGGAGAGUUGAUUUGAACAGACCAAGAACAAUAUCAACCGUGCGCAUUACAAACAGAGGGGAUGGCGUUGGGUACAGACUUUGCAAUUUUGACGUGCGAAUUGGAAAUGUUGAUGGAAAUCCUUACGCUAACUCAAUAUGUGCAACAUUCAAUAGAAUAGCGGGUGAUGGUGAAAUCAUUACAUUGAACUGCUUAAGACGUACCACAGGCCGCUAUGUCUACGUUGUGCUGAGGGGGACAAAUUACCUGCAACUCUGCGAAGUAGAGGUGUUCUCAAGGCGCCCACGAGAAGCUGCAAAUGGUAACUUAGCAAGGAAUCGGUACACUAAACAGAUCUCCAGAUACAGUUAUGGCUAUGCAUACCACGCUGUUGAUGGAAAUAAGAACCCAGUUUGGAGUGGCAAAUCGUGCACAUCAACGAGUUAUAAAUACAAGCCAUGGUGGAUGGUUGACCUUGGCGCAUCAAAGGUUGUUCGAGUUGUUAAAAUCACAAAUCGAGGUGCGGGCGGCGGAAUUUACCUAAAAGAUUUUGACGUUCUUGUUGGGAAUCAUGCAACUCCUGCGUCGAACGCUCGGUGUUACUACUACCACGGGAAAGUGCCAGAUGGACAGACAAUUGAGAUACACUGCACAAGAGCAAGGAAUGGAAGAUAUGUUUUCAUCAGGCUGAGAGGCUGGGGAUAUUUGCAGAUAUGUGAAGUUGAAGUCUACUCGCGUAUCAAGAGAGUUACACGUAGAUGCCUCAACGGGAGCAGCUGGAACUCACAGCACACGAACUAUUCGAGACGAAGGUCUUACGCAAGACGCAGGUCAUACGCAAGACGCAGGUCAUACGCAAGACGCAGGUCUUAUGCUCGACGCAGAUACUACGCAAGACGAAGAUAUGGAAAGUGAUGCACGGGCAUCUUACGGAUGAACAGUCUGUGUAGGUUAGCUAACAUUUGCACAAAUAUUUAGUGGGUUUAGUUUUUUAUGCUUUUUCUAAAGCUGUUAAGGAUGUACCAUGACCAAGUAGUUAAUUGAGGUUAGGCUGACGAUUCUUUAUUGCUAUUUUAGGAAACAGAAAUCUUUAAAUAUCA